AGAGCGAGUAAGUCCACGCUUACAUUGCAAAUGAACAGCGCGAAAUCCUCACCACCGCAGCGGAGGCAACCUUGAGCGACGGAGGAUUUUAUCAUUAUUUUUGCAUCUCCAUUUCAAAGAGCAUUACUUUUUUUGUUGACUGUAACAUAACAGUGAAGAACGGACUGGUUGAGAUCACUUAAAUACUUUUUGUGAAAGAAAAACCUUAAGGAAUAGGCAAACGGCACGUUUAACUUGUCGCGCAAAGGAGGACUUCGGUGUCUUGGUUAAUACGACUUAUUUGGAAACAUAAACUUCUUGCAUCGAGCCGAAAAUCAACUGUGAUAUCACGGACGUUAAGUUUUGAUCAAUAAUUUUACUAACCAAGCAAGGAUGACAAUGUUCCUCUUGACUUUCCUUCCAGACUCGCGUCGUGGUGCCGCGUUUUCGGAGUGGAGAGAAAUCAACAAAAGUCAUUCAACGAAAACAUACGUUUGAAGCAACUAUCUGUGGUGUGGUGUUUUCGGUUAUGUUGUAGGAUGAGCACUGAUCUGGAGCGCGUUUCACUCAAUACACCAGUGAACUCGGCAGGCUUGGGUGGCCGCGCGCUCUCAGCCAAUGUUCGGAAGCUCCACAACGCUCUCAACCUACUGCUCAACGACUUUGAGAGGGAGCAGUUUAUUCAUUGUCUCAAUGUUUAUCACGCCAAGCGCAACGUUUUUGACUUGGUUCAAACUCUGAAAGUGAUCCUAAACACGGCAAACAAACGUCAACUACUGCCCAUGUUGCGUUUGGUCAUUCCACGUUCAGACCAGCUACUGUUCGACCAGUACACGUCUGAGGGGCUCUACCUAAAGACGGAUCUGCUUGCAAGCAGUAGCAAUAACACAGAAAACUCUUCUGAAGUGGGCAAUGCAAAUCAUGUCCCAAUUCCCACGACGCACUUUGUUAGUCCGCAUGAGCAGCCUUGCCACGCAUCGCCAGCUGCGUGUCCUGAUGGUUUCAGCACCACGGCUGAAGGGACAGCUCCCUUGGCCCAACAUCCCGGUUACGCACUCAUGCAGGAUCCCUACGGAGAGAUCCGUCAAGUGACCCUGAGGCGCAGCAAGAGCCAAGAGGGUUUAGGGUUUAGUAUCCGCGGAGGGGCCGAGCACGGUGUGGGAAUCUAUGUGUCCUUAGUGGAACCUAGAUCGUCAGCCGAGAAGGAGGGACUGAGGGUCGGUGAUCAAAUAGUGACAGUUAACGACAUGGUGUUUGACAGAGUCACACAUGUCGAGGCCGUCAAGGUUCUGAAAGGCUGUAAGAAGCUGGCCAUGUCGGUGUGUUCCGUGGGCCGUAUUCCCGGGGGAUACAUAACCAACCACAUCUACACCUGGGUGGAUCCCGAGGGACGAAGCGUGUCCCCUCCCUGUGACCUCCAGGAGGCACGGCCAGACAGCCUGAGACGAGGACACUCACUGGAGGGCAUGGAGAGAACGGUGAGCCUGAACCUGGAUGACGGGCGUUCUCUGGGCCUGAUGAUCCGAGGAGGGGCUGAGUAUGGCCUAGGCAUCUACAUCACUGGAGUGGACCCUGGAUCAGCAGCAGAUGCGGGGGCGCUGAAGGUGGGCGACCAGAUCUUGGAGGUGAACGGGCGGAGCUUCACGACCAUCCCCCACGAUGACGCCGUGCGCGUCCUGAAGACGUGCCACCGCCUGCUGGUGCGGGCGCGGGACGUGGGCAAGCUGCCCCACGCCCGCACCGUGGUGGACGAGACCAAGUGGAUCACCAGUCCUUCCAUCGCGGAGAGCACCGCCGGCACCACCAUCACUAAAGCCCGAACUUUGUCGGGCCGGGCUACACCUGCGUUAGGAAAGUCUGUGUGUCGGGGUGUGGGCCCUCCGGGGACCCAGGUGUCUCUAGAGGAGCAAGCCUUCCUGCUGCUGACUGACCCAGAGAGACAGACCAUGGGCUACUAUCUCCAAGAGUACCAGGGGGGCAACAUAGGAGUGGAGCCCCUGGCUAUGGCCCUGUUUGAGCUCUUCAACACCCACGCCAAACUGUCCCUGCUGUCCGACGUGAGGAGCCUGGUGGCUCCCCAGGACCUGGACCUCUACGAUGGGCUGGUGCUGCGCCGCGAGAGGGAGGCACUGAGGGCCUGGCAUGGAGGCCUGGGAGUGGGGCAUCCACGGAGCCGCUGCCCGCACGAGGCUUCGCCCGGCCAACAGACCCCGGCUAUGAACGAAUGCUCACAUGGCAGCAGCAAACAGGUAGAGCCGCAGGAAACUGCAAACACUAUUCCGGAAAUUUCCUUGAACGAAGCAAAGACCACAGCUGAGUCCCCCCCAUCUUUCAAGCCCCCGCCCCCCUCUUCCCAGGCAAGACCUCCCCCCUGGGAGAGAGAGCUUUGCAGGCGGCCUUCAUCCAGGCAGGCCCAGUCGGGCCUGGUCUUUACUGCCCCCACCAGGCUGCACCAGGAACAGCACCACAAGUCCGUCAAGUCCCUCGGCUCCACCAGCCGCCAUAACUCCCCCACCUCGGGCCAGCACGCCUGCUCCAACGCCGGCCUCCACAAGUCCCACGGCUCUCUCCAGCACUCCUGUCAGGGCUCCCACCAGCACUCCAGCCCCGCCUCCAACUCUGACCCACACCACCAGCACCCCCACCACCACCCUCACUCCAGCCGGCCCGGCUCCGGGCACCACACCUGCCCAGGCUCUCUCCACCACAGCUCCUCCUGCUCUGCUCCCCCCAGGGAGACCCCCGCCAAGCCCCCCGUCCGAUCCUGCUCCUACGAGAAGUCCAACACAGCCAUGGGCGCCAACUCGCCUCGGGCUGGCUCCCCUUUCCCCUCCCCCUCCCCCUCCCCGUCCCCCUCUCAGUGUCCCUCCCCCUGCCCCUCCGUCUCGCUGCCCGUGCCCCCCCCCUGCACCCCAGAGCGCCCCUGCUCCCCCUCCCUCAGCCAGCACUGUGUCAUGGCCGACGUGCACAGGCUGGCUGCUGACUACAGACAACAGCCUGGUCAGCGAGGGGCCACUCUGUCCCAGCUGUCAGACAGCGGUCAGACUCUCAGCGAGGACAGCGGAGUGGACAUCGCGGAGGCCGGAGGCCUCAGUAAGGACAGCAGCCCUCGGCCCAGUAAGAGCCAGGCCCACCAGGCCCCCCAAGGGGCCCAGGCACCUGCAGGACCCACCUCCCAACAGUGCGGCGCGCCCGUCGUGACCGCUACCCUGGUACGCGUGGUGAAGAACGCAGACACCCUGGGUAUCGCCAUCGAGGGAGGGGCCAACACUCGCCAGCCCCUCCCCCGCAUCGUCACCAUCCAGAAGGGGGGGUCAGCCCACAGCUGUGGCCAGCUGAGGGUGGGCCAGGUGAUCCUGGAGGUGAACGGGGUUUCCCUGAGGGGCCGGGAGCACAGGGACGCCGUCCGCAUCAUCGCCGACGCCUUCAAGACCAAAGAGAGGGAACACGUCGACUUCCUGGUGGCCGAGUUCAACUCGGCGUAUCUGCAGGGCCUGUGGCAGGACAACGCGCUUUAAAGUCGCUUGGGUACGGAGAACAUGCCCCGAACGCGGUGUGUCGAAUCAGGAAGACCCUCUCUUCCCAUCUCCCUUUUCCCCUCCCUUAGAUCUCACCCUUCACGCUUUAGGACGCCGAUUAAAUGACGUAAACUGUCAAAGCCGAUGCGGUAGAAAAUCCCCUCACCUGUUUAAUUAGAAGAAGUUUGGGGCUGAGAGGCAGCAGAUGUGAUGGGAUACUGGGCACCUUGGCGCUGUGCAGCUGCUAUCAGUAGGGGUACAGAGACACGGCCUAACUCGCACCCCCGUUCCUUGCCUGUCUGUUCCGUAGAGAUCUGUCAUCAAAACAAAGCAUGAUUUGCCUUAAGAGGAACCCCAUCAAUAUAGACGAAUGACACUGAAUUGACCUUUUGAAAUAAUGGAUACACUUAAGCUAGCAUCUGACUUCGUACCUUCUAUCUCCAUUUAGAUUUGACAUUUGAAGAGGUUGCCUUUUGUGAAGUGGUUCAACCAAGAUGGUGCUCUGACACAGGCUGCAUAGACACAAUGUCAAACUAUACCUUUAUAUCAUCUCGACUAAAAUAUCUUUUGUAUAGCUUUCUUAUUGUUUUAUUAACAUAUUCACCCACUGUAUAUAAUAAUAUUGUACAGUAUUUAGUUUGGAGUCUAUUAAGAGUCCGGGGAUUUUGAUUUCUAAAGCUAGCGAAUAUGAGAUUCACAUUUUUAAAUGGGCUGUUAGCUGGCAUUCAAUGUUUUCAUUAUAUCAUUUACAGUUUGGAUCGAGUCAACAUUCCUCAGCUAUUGUUUCAUGUCUAUAGUUCUUAUAGGAAUGAGACUGUAGAAACGAAUGUGCCAAAUGGGUGAAUUAAUAUCCACAAACACAGCCCACAGAUCCAUGCAAACACAAACACAAUCAGUCAGAACUUGCAUAUUCACUGGCACUGUUCACAACUCUAGUCAGACUAAAAAUAGUAAAGGGGAGUCAGAGAAUGAGAGAGGGAUAUUUUCCAGUUGGCUGUUAAUGCAUUCAUAAGAAGUAUAUCAAUUAUUGCUAAUGAGCUAGGAGGACAAGUUAAUAUGAAAUGGAUAUUAAAAUGGCCACACUGCGUGUGUGGGACAUAUUGUACUGCACUUUUAUUCUGUGUGUAUGAGUGUACAGGCUAGCAGUGUGUGCUGAUGGUGUGUUGUACGAUGGUGUGUUGAAAGCCUACCUUCAGGGACUCUUGAAAUGUCAGUUGAUUCCCAACUGAAGUCUCAGCUCUGCGAGUGACACUGUCCUCGAAUUAUGAAAUAUUUAUGAUCAAGAAGGUUUACAGUCAAAUGGUAUUUUUAGAAAUUGUAAAGAUCUGUUGAGAUUUUGUCAACUGUCCUCAAAGUGUUGCUUAUUUUAUCCAUGUAAAGUAUAGAUUCCCCUUGUAAAUAUAUGUAUAGAUAUAUGGAUAUAUAUUCAGUAAAGAGAGAGAAAUGUCAGUGCCACACAACUACUCAAGAAUAGAAUCCCUUUCACUGAAGGCUGGUUCCAAAAGUCCCUUCACUUUCUGACAAUUAUGUAAAAGGUCAGACUGGAAUGGUUUUAGAAUCUACAUUUAAAUACAUAGAGUUGUCUAAAUCAACACACAUCCAAAUGUGGGGAUUUGUUGGGUGAAAAUGGGAAUAUUAUCAUCCUGACAGGAACAAUUGUCAGUAACUAUGUAUAAGCUUUCAUUCUGUUGUACAGUAUUCUCCUCAUUGUGCAGUAGAUCUUGAUGCUAUUUUACACAAUUGUCUCUAUUGUGUCAGAUUUGAAAUAACAUUGUAGAGCUACAACUGUCAGCAUAUCAGACACAGUUACACCAAGUAUAUUCUAUAUACGUACGACAGCCUUUAAGGAGUGAAAUUAUAACCAAAUGCCAACUGCACUAAACGCUUGAUAUAUGUUCACCUGAGUCCUACAAGGAAAUACCUUUAAUAAAGAUUCAACAA
Osmerus eperlanus (European smelt) is the source of this 5438-nucleotide messenger RNA. RefSeq names its product whirlin b (gene whrnb). Gene Ontology annotation, molecular function: protein binding. Bases 519 to 3497 code for a protein of 992 amino acids. Gene Ontology annotation, cellular component: plasma membrane; stereocilium tip; photoreceptor inner segment. The transcript is spliced from 12 exons. The record is from RefSeq and is a predicted model, not a curated record. Gene Ontology annotation, biological process: sensory perception of sound; auditory receptor cell stereocilium organization. NCBI's taxonomy places the organism in Eukaryota, Metazoa, Chordata, Actinopteri, Osmeriformes, Osmeridae.